UGAGCGUCCUCGGCGUCGCUGAACGUCCCGGCGCCGCCCCUCCGCACCGCUACAGACCACGCCGCCAGCCACACGCAGGAAGUAUGCCAUGAGAGGGGAGAUAAGGCCGAGAUGUCAGAAUGCCCCUGAGCCUGCUUCUGUUAGCCAUCUCAGCGGCGAUGGUUCACUCACUUCCGCCGGUCAUCAAAAUAGGGGCUAUAUUCACACAGGAUCAGAAGGACAGCAGUACAGAGUUGGCAUUCAAAUACGCUGUGUACAAAAUAAACAAGGACAAACACCUUCUGCCUGACACCACGUUGGUGUAUGACAUUCAGUACGUGCCGAAGGAUGAUAGCUUCCACGCCUCUAAGAAAGCAUGCCAGCAGGUGGAGUACGGAGUACAGGCAGUGUUCGGGCCGAGUGAUCCUCUGCUGGGUGCCCACAUCCACUCCAUCUGUGAUGCUCUGGACAUCCCACACCUGGAGGCCAGGGUCGACCUGGAGGCGGAGUAUCGUGAGUUCUCCAUCAACCUACAUCCCUCUCAACCACUCCUCAACAAAGCUCUGCAAGACGUCAUGACCUACCUCAACUGGACACGUGUCGCUGUUAUUUACGAACAAGAUUAUGGGCUUAUAAAGCUACGAGAGCUUGUCAGAGCACCAUCCAAGAGAGAUGUGGAGAUUCACCUGAGACAAGCAGAUCCUGAUACUUAUCGAGCUGUGCUCAAGGAGAUCAAAAUAAAGGAAAUCCACAACCUGAUAGUGGACACCAAGCCAGAAAACAUGCACCAUUUCCUCCGAGGGAUUCUCCAGUUGCAGAUGAACGAUUACAAGUAUCACUAUUUAUUUACAACAUUUGAUAUAGAAACUUUUGAUCUCGAAGACUUCAAGUACAAUUUCGUAAAUAUGACUGCAUUUCGCAUCGUGGAUGCCGAGGAUGUUGGAGUGAUGGAAAUACUGAAAGAUAUGGAAAAGUUCCAACCUGUUGGACAAAAUCUGUUAAACAAAUCUAGGAUCAUACAGGCAGAGCCAGCGCUGAUGUAUGAUUCUGUACACGUGUUUGCCCUCGGACUGCAGACGCUAGAGCAGAGCCACUCCCUCGCCUUAGCCAAUGUUUCCUGUGAAGCUGAACAGCCUUGGGACGGUGGACUAAGCCUCAUAAACUACAUAAACUCUGUUGAGCUGAAGGGUCUGAGUGGUCCUAUAGAGUUUAAGGAAGGGCGUCGUAUCCAGUUCAAGCUGGACCUGCUAAAGCUGAAGCAACACUCGCUGGUGAAGGUGGGGGAAUGGAGUCCCACUGGUGGAGUCAACAUCUCGGACAAAGGAGCCUUCUUUGAUUCUGGCUCCAUGAAUGUUACUCUAGUCGUCAUCACAAUAUUGGAGAUACCGUACGUGAUGAUGCAUUACGGCAAGAACUACACAGGCAACGCUAGGUUCUACGGGUUCUGUGUGGACUUGCUGGAGAGAGUGUCCAAGGAAGUUGGGUUCGACUAUAUCCUAGACCUGGUCCCGGACAGGAAGUACGGGGCGCAGGAUGCUGAGACCGGCGAAUGGAAUGGCAUGGUGCUGCAGCUCAUGAAACAUGAGACCCCGUAUGUGAUGAUGCGUGCCGUAGACAACGACACGACCCCCAAGUUCGAGGGGUUCUGUAUCGACCUGUUGAAGGAGAUAGCGGACAUGGUAGGGUUUGAGUACCGCAUCCAGCUGGUACCGGACGGCAAGUACGGUGUGUACGACCCCGACACUGGCGAGUGGAAUGGCAUAGUUCGUCAGCUUAUGGAAAAGAAAGCAGAUCUAGCAGUUGGGUCCAUGACAAUUAAUUAUGCCAGAGAGAGCGUUAUUGACUUUACAAAACCUUUUAUGAACCUUGGGAUCAGCAUACUAUUUAAGGUACCGACAUCGCAAGAGACGCGACUGUUCUCGUUCAUGAACCCACUGGCCGUGGAGAUCUGGCUGUACGUGCUGGCCGCGUACGUGCUCGUAUCCAUCACCAUGUUCAUUGUGGCGAGGUUUUCACCCUACGAGUGGCACAACCCACACCCCUGUGACCAGGAGAACGAUCUAAUAGAAAACCAGUUCUCGCUAUCCAACAGCUUCUGGUUCACGAUCGGUACGCUGAUGCAGCAAGGAUCCGACCUCAAUCCCAAGGCGACUUCUACUCGUAUCGUGGGAGGUAUCUGGUGGUUCUUCACUCUGAUCAUCAUCUCGUCCUACACCGCCAAUCUGGCAGCCUUCCUCACUGUAGAGAGGAUGAUCACUCCCAUAGAGAACGCGGAAGAUCUGGCUGGCCAGACAGAGAUCGCAUACGGUACCCUGGACAGUGGCUCUACUAUGACCUUCUUCAGAGACUCAAUGAUAGAAACGUACAAGAAGAUGUGGAGGUUUAUGGAGAAUAAGAAGCCAUCAGUAUUUGUCUCGACGUACGAAGAGGGAAUCAGGCGAGUUCUGGAGGGAAACUACGCGUUCCUCAUGGAGUCCACGAUGCUGGACUACAUCGUACAGCGCGACUGUAACCUCACACAAAUAGGAGGACUGCUAGAUACUAAAGGCUACGGCAUCGCCACACCUAUGGGAUCUCCUUGGAGAGACAAGAUUUCCCUUGCAAUUCUGGAAUUACAAGAAAAGGGAGAAAUUCAAAUGCUGUACAAUAAGUGGUGGAAAAACCCAGGGGAUACUUGCACAAGAACGGAAAAGGGGAAAGAAUCUAAAGCAAAUGCGCUUGGCGUAUCCAAUAUUGGUGGAGUGUUUGUAGUGCUGUUAUGUGGACUGGCGUUAGCCGUGAUAGUAGCAAUUUUUGAAUUUUGUUACAAUUCUAAAAGAAGCACACAAAUGGAAAGGAGAGCAGUGCCGGCGGCGCCACAUCAGUCCCUCUGUGCUGAGAUGGCUGAAGAGCUGUGUUUCGCACUGAGGUGUAGAGGGUCUAGACAAAGGCCUGCUCUGAAGCGCCAGUGUUCCAAAUGUGUUCCCGGCACUACAUACGUGCCAGCCUCCUUCGACCUCCCUCACCCUCCUAAUAACAUACACAGGUCCCAGACCUGUUGUAAGUCGCAGUGUGCAAGUGAAGCAGGUUGCCCCAUGUUCCAGAGGAGCAGUUUGGCAGUUCCCCUAGAUCUUCCUCCCAAUCUCCACUACGAUGCAUCUUAGUGCUGCUCUACACAGAGCACUGGUGUGACUACAGGUAUAGGUGCAAAUGUACGUGUCUGCCGCAACUGCCGAACUAUCCAUAGUUUAUAUGUCAACAGGUUAUUGCGAAACAGAUCAACUGUACAGAAUUUGAAUUAAUACAGUUAUGGUUUAAUAUUGUGCAAAAUAUUUUAAAUUUGUUUACCAAGUGGGACUUAGUUUGAAAAAUAAACUCAAUUGUAGAAUUAUAUGACAAUUGAUAUUGGUAAGGCAUGCACUUAAAAAUAAUUUAUAUACUCUUAUGAUAUAUUUUUGUUACUGAAAGUAUAUAUUGAUUGGAGAAUUUGGAUACGUCUUUGAUGUGUAACACGAAUAUGGUUAUUUGAAUAGAAAACCUACACAGGACAAUCAUCCAGAAGAAACCCCGUUUUUGAUCCGUAUAAUUUUGUAACCCGUUUUAAAAUUGAGCAUAACAGGUAAAUUAAGGAUGUACUUAAAUGACAGAACCAAAUAAAUGACUGGCUCUUGAGCUUUUAAUUGAAUGUGAUAUGUAAAUAAUUUUGCUAUAUUUUAACCGUCAAAAUAGUGCAAACAAGUAGCGUAGGUAGACCAUUAGUAACUGUGUUAUAGUCGAUUCAUUUAGAAGUACGUAAUGUUAUUAUGGCUAGAGUGAAGUAAAUGUCUGAGUUAUGUGUUUAAAACGUAAGUUGGUAA
Molecule: messenger RNA, 3815 nt
Organism: Macrosteles quadrilineatus (aster leafhopper)
Lineage: Eukaryota; Metazoa; Arthropoda; Insecta; Hemiptera; Cicadellidae
Product: glutamate receptor ionotropic, kainate 2-like
Exons: 19
Coding region: 120-3122 (1000 amino acids)
Biological process (GO): monoatomic ion transport
Cellular component (GO): plasma membrane; postsynaptic membrane
Molecular function (GO): glutamate-gated receptor activity
Source: RefSeq, a predicted model, not a curated record